Messenger RNA from Acanthosepion pharaonis, 876 nucleotides. The record is from the annotation of a GenBank genome assembly. Lineage: Eukaryota; Metazoa; Mollusca; Cephalopoda; Sepiida; Sepiidae.
AUGUCUCUUUUUUUUCUCUUAUUUUUCCUAGUAUCAUUUUUUUUUUUUCGCUUUGUUAUUACUCACCCCAACAUGACAUUUUUCUGUCUCCCUCCCCGCGUCCGCCUCCCCGGUUCAAAGAAACCAUUGUUCUCACGUUCCCGUCAUCCUUUUCGCUUUCUUUAUUCCUUCCUUUUUCAUAGCGUCUCUUUCCAUCUUUCUUAUCGCAUUUCAAACUUUUAUUCCUAUUUAUUCAUUUUUUUUUUAUUCUAUUUUCCCUUUUUCUUUCCUUUUCUUACUAUUUUGUCUUCCAAUUUUCAUUGGUUUAACGAUUCUUUUUUUUCUUUUGUCGAUCUUUCUACUAUUCUUUUUCUUUUUGCUCGCCAUUAUUUCGUCUUUUUUUCACCAUUCCUCCUUUCCCAUUCUUUUUGUCUUUUUCGUUCUUUUUCUAACCGUUCUUUCAUUUUCUCUCUCUCUCUCUCUCUCUCUCUCUCUCUCUCUUUUUUCUUUCUUUAUCUCUUUCUUUAUUUCGCAAUUCUUUCUUUCUUUCUUUUUAUCAUUCUUUCUUCAUUUCUGUCUGUAUGCUCUAACUUUUCUUUCUUUUUUCGCCAUUCCUUAUUUUUUAUUUUUCUUUCCAUCUUAAUUUCUUUCUUUCUUUCUCUCUUUCUGUCUGAUCGCAUUAUUAAACCAGCUUCUCAUAGUCUUUCUGUCUAUCUCCCUAUCUAUUCGUUAUUUAUCUACCUACCAAUCUGUCUCAUUCUCUUCAUUAUCUAUCUUCUUUUAGUUGCUGCUUCUUUUUCUCUCUUCUUUUUUCUUGUGUCAUUUCUUUCUUUCUCCAUUCUUUCUUUCUUUCUUUCAUUCAUUCUUUCUUUCUUAAUUUUGUCUCUCAUUUCUUAA